CAAAGCCCACCUUCAUCCUCGCCUUCACCACGGCCCGCAGCAUCUCAGCUCUUAGCACCACCAGGCCGUCAACGCCGCGCCAUCAAGAGCUGCAAGUCUUUGCACGCCCGGCUUGGAUGCAGAUCGCCUAGCGACGUAUGGCCCAUUAUCCUAAUCAGGCCCCGCCGGGCUACGGUCAGGCCUCAGGCAGCAGGCCAUUCCCUCGUCCACAUCAGCCGCCAGCGCAGGAUUCAAGGCGUAGCGGCACCUUUCCGCCUCUUUCAGCUCUCGUCGGCAGCCUCAGCAGCGGCAGCACAGCGAGCGCGAGUGCGAGCGGCAGUGGGAGCAGCAGCAGCGUGACUGGUAGCAGCAGUGGAGGCCAUGGGGCGACGGGUCCUCCGCCUCCCUGGACGCCCUCCUCCUCGUACGCAGACCGCUUGCCACCUCCACCAACGACGUCGGCAGCAUCGCCACCCGGCGGAAUCGUCUUGCCGCAGCCCUCACCCGGCUCAGCAUGGGCUGGUUAUGCCUUGACGCCUUCUCCGCAUCCUGCGAUGCCAUCUUCAUCGGCGUCGAGCCCGGUUUCGGGCUACUACCCUCGUUCAGCUCGAGGCGAUAGUAGAUCUGCGACAGGCGCCUGGCUGUCCUACAAUGACCCCGGCGUCUCUAGCAGUCUGCCUAAGACGGUCCCUUCUCCUCAGCAGGCAUCGUGGCGAGAGGCGCCGUACCCUCAAUACCAUCAUCACCCACCGCAUCCUACAAUGCCGCCUCCACAUUCUCCACCCUCGCUGCAUUAUGCUCAUGCGCCUACAUCCCAGCCACUCCCGCCGCCAUCGCCGGAUCACAGACCGCGAGGCGGCUCCACGUCUGCAUAUAGCUACGGAGCACCAGGCUAUGCCUACAGCUCGGCGUAUCCUCCACCGCUAGCCUCCCCGUACUACUAUCCUGCUCCCCCUCCUCCUCCUCCUCACAUGUCCCCAUUUUCGCCGUCUCAGGGCUCGCCGCCACACGGCUCAGGCUACGCUGGCGCGCCGCCUCCUCCUCACUCUCCACCGCCGCCUGAGCGACAUCGUCAGCUCUCCCACACGGGUUCUGUGACCGCCUCCAACUCUGCCAAUCUGUCUAUGCUCCAAGAUAGCGACCGCCCUAGGCAAGCCCGCAACUUGGCAUGCGAGUUUUGCCGUCAACGUAAGCUGCGUUGUAUCAUCGACGAUGGGAACAAGUCAUGCCGCCAGUGCGUGCGUAGAGGUAAGGAUUGCAGCCUACCCACCGCUCCAGUCGAAGAGUCCCCGGCUGUGCCAAAGGCAAAGAAGCGAAGGGCGGCCGAUGAGCCAGCCGCGCAGACAUCCGGCAAAGCAGCUUCGCCCUCGUCGAAGAAGAGUCGCAAGAAGCAGACCUCGCCUUCGCGAGGAAGUGGAUCGCAAAGCUUCGACGCAGGUCAAUCAAUGGACGUCUCAAGGACGGCGUCACAAGACGCCCCCGUCAACACCGCCAUGGCCUUGGUACCUCACGCCCAAGAGUCAUCCUGGGAGACUCGUGCCGAAGAGGCGAACAACCUCCUUACAUUGCAUGCCUCUGGGAAUGGCUGGAACAACGGCAGUGGCAUUGGCGAUUCCGGCGGCAGCAGCGAGGAGCGUGCACUUCAGAGCAGUCUCGACGCAAUGAUAGAUGGAGCGCCAGACUCUCAGGAUGUCGACGACGAGAUCGAGGUCAUCGAUCGAUCGAAUGAGGUCGAAUUGCAGCCGAUCCGGAUGUCGUCAUUAAACUCAGAUCCGAAUUGGUGGGAUCGAUGCUUGUCCUUCUUUGGCGAGCGCAGGCAAAGUGUCCGCGUCGUUGAGACGUUGCUCAUGCGCUUUCUGUCCACACACGCUACGCUCACUGGUAUCUUCCACGCACCAAGCUUCGUCGACCUCGUCCGUCGCCCAGAGAGGCGACAGACGACGCAGCCCGCCCUCAUCUUUGCCGCACUUGCCGCUGCCGUCUGCGAUCUCAAGCUCGACAAGGCCGAGCCUUACACCGCAGAUGUCGCCGCCGCCGAUGCAAGCUGCAAGCGCCUCGUUGAGCAAUUGCGAGCCAGUGCGUACGAGUACAUCGAGGCGACUUUGGCGAAGCCCAACUCCCAGACGAUCCCCCUGGCCCAAGCAGCUACCGUCAUGGCUCUUACUGAGACGGAGCCCGCGGGAAGGCGCCGCUUGUUCGACAUCGCCGACUACGUUAUUCGCAGUCUCGGCGUGCCUGAGACAAAGCUCAUCAAAGGCUCUGACGGACGUGAACUGUGCUCCUCUCAGUCCCUCAUCCGCUACGACCGACCGAAGUUCGCAGCACCGUCGGUCGAGGGACAGAUUGCAGCAGAGAUGACCUCUCGCCUUGCCAAAGCGCCCAUGGGCCUCGUUAUCCGCCAAGCACUCCAGCGACCAGACGAGGACGAUCCGACGCUCACUUUCCCGGACUACUCGCCCUUCGUGAGGCCAUUCACUUUUUGGGUGCCCAGUGAGCUCCCGGAUGUCUUGCCGGACUCGUAUCACGCUUCGAUGCAUAUUGCUCGCGCAGCCGCUAUGGCCACUGGCGCGUACGCUCGGACUGCAAAGAUGUCCCCACGGGACGGCAUCGGUAGCGACGACAUUCAUCAGGUGCUGAGCGAGCUCGAACAGCUCGAGGACGUCUUCGCGUGGGCGCGCGAGGUCAAUCAGAGUGACGCCACGGCUAUCUUUCCGUACCAGGCGCAAAUACUCCUGGUCAAGCUGUCCGUUUUUACGCGACUGUCCUUGUGGCGCAAGACCAAAGCGUGGACUCUCAACGACGCGCUACUGAAGACUCUGGCUAGCGAGUCGAACAGCAGCAGCGAAGAGGAAGAAACGCCACUGCUCCCGAGCUUCAGAUGGUGGCUGUCCCUCCUCUCCGAGCAGAUUGAAUCCCUCGAAGCCGACUCGAAUCGCCACAUUACCUCCGGUGAAACGCUCCACGCUACCGACGCUGAAAUCGAUUCUGCGCUCCGCCACGUAAAUCUGGCAGUGCAGAUGCUCACGGUCCUACCACGGCCCCCUGUGGGGAUCAGGCAGUUGCUCAGCAGUGCAUUGUCGACAUUGCAGAUCCACGUCAACCUGCGAAACGCCAACCCGGCUUCGUCUAGCUUGGGGCAACGCAUCGAGCAGGUGCGAGCGGAUGUGGCGCGAUCCGGUACGCCGAGUCCGCAAAGCGACAGUCCUGUCUUUCCUUCUGCGCCGGCGGCGGAGGCUUUCGCCCUCAUGCCGAGACGGCAAGUAGCACGCAGCAGGCGCCGAUGGAGACCAUCGUAAUUCCCUCGGCGGCGGCGAUGUAGGCCUCUUGGUUGAUUUUUGGCAUCUUUUCUUGUCGCGAUACACGUCCGGCCAUCCAUCCUGUCCGCUUCCCCCUCUCCUGGCCUCUUUAACCCUUGUAUUAGUUCAAAUCUACUCCUCCUCUUCUCGCCUGGCUCUAUGCGCAUCAAUGUCACCACACCGUUGUUGCAUUGCACAUCUGCUGCUCUUGCUGUCCGACCACGACGCUACAGUAGCGCGAGGCGCAACGUCGAGGGCGUGGGCAACGAACGGGCUGGGCGCGUGAACGCCGAUGGAAAUGUGGUCCCGCCGGAUGCCGGAGCGAGGGAGAGCG
This is a messenger RNA of Jaminaea rosea, 3609 nucleotides long. RefSeq lists its product as hypothetical. The transcript is spliced from 3 exons. Gene Ontology annotation, molecular function: zinc ion binding; DNA-binding transcription factor activity, RNA polymerase II-specific. The record is from RefSeq and is a predicted model, not a curated record. The coding region runs from base 138 to 3275 and encodes 1045 amino acids. Lineage: Eukaryota; Fungi; Basidiomycota; Exobasidiomycetes; Microstromatales. Gene Ontology annotation, biological process: regulation of DNA-templated transcription.